Messenger RNA from Ectocarpus siliculosus, 1581 nucleotides. The record is from the annotation of a GenBank genome assembly. Lineage: Eukaryota; Phaeophyceae; Ectocarpales; Ectocarpaceae.
UCACACCACGUGCUUAUCACCCCACACGCGAUACACACAUACUUUGUCGCCACCCAGACCUCUCAGUAACCAUGAAGACCGCAUUUGCCGCUCUCGCCAUGUGUGGAACAACCUCUGCAUUUGUCACCCCCAACGCUGUGAAGGCGCUGGCGCCCUCGACGAGAGCGUCCUCGUCGCUGUCGAUGGAGUUUGCGGGAGGGUUGCGAGGCGCGGACGGACCGGAGCCGAACUCUAAGAACUUCGACCCUUUUGGAUUCUCUGAGGCCCGACCUGAGAACCUCUUGUUCUUCCGGGAAGCAGAGAUCAAGCACGGUCGCAUCGCCAUGCUUGCCAUCUGCGGCCUGAUCGCACCAGAAUUCGUCCGCGUGCCGGGAGAGAUCUACCAGGACGUCUCGGUCCUCGACGCUCACAACGUCAUGGUGGAGAAGGGCCCCAUGUGGCAGCUUCUGUUCUGGAUCUCGUUGGCCGAGAUCAUCCUCUUCCCCACCGUCAUCGACAUGGACAAGAAGGACCGCGAGCCAGGAGACUUCGCCCUCGACCCCCUCAACCUCUGCAAGACCCCCGAGAAGACGGAGAAGUACAAGCUCGCGGAGCUUAAGCACGGCCGUUUGGCAAUGAUGGCGGUAUCGGGCGCCCUGACGCAGAUGGCAAUGUUCGGCCACGGAUACCCGUUCUUGGCUUAGACUAAUUAACUCAGCCGUUGUUGUUUCGGUUCCUCUUGCUCCGGUGUCGAGAGAACGGAGCCUUGUUUAGUCAGGCGUUUGGGCAAGGACGGGCGGAUUUUAUUUUGCCCCCAAUCCGCGCCGUUGCUGCCCCUUCCGUCACCUUUUGUUUCCCCGUGUUCUUCCCUCCCUCCCUUUGUUCGGACGUGGCUGCUGCCGAGACUGGCUCUUGCCGCUCAUAUUCGCUUUCUUUUGUUGUUUUGCAAGAGAAAUUUUGGAGCGUGAGUUGGGUGGGCUUUCGAUGCGUCUUGCAAGUGUAUGUAUAAAGAUAGCCUUGAGAGGAUGCGCGGUAUGUAGAGAAAACUAGAGAAAUGAGUGGCUUUUAACAGCGGCGACAUCAAGCAGACGACGGCCGACGCUGAAUUUGUGUUGCCUCUGGGCAGCUUUAUGCUCUUAUGGCGCACGUAAGGAAACAGUUGAUGGUGUAACCAGUGAGCUCCAAGACACGCCAAGAGUCAUGUAGCCUCGGACUGUGCGUAAGAGGUAGGAGAGAGAGAGAGAUUGCGUGGUAGCGAAGGGUUUAGGCAGCCGGCCUGGUCGCUCCUGCUUUGCACCAAAAUUGAAUCCAAGCUCAUUUGAUUCUUGUCUUUUGUCCUUCGUCCUUCGGUGUCGCAUUGGACGGAUGUACCGUCUCUUGCGAUACUUUUUCUUCUUUUGACUGCUGCUGCGGUGACAACAUGACAUGCUGCGUCGAGUGGAGCACCUCCUAUACCCCGCCUAGAUAGACCUUGCCGCUUCGGCGCGCUCGCGGUUAUGUAGGAUUUGAGGCACUGGCACAGAGCUUUUCGUGUGUCCGGACAUGAAAAUUGAAACCACAUAAUUUUUUAAAGCGCUCUGCAGAGUUCUCGCGAGCAAACUC